Molecule: messenger RNA, 1075 nt
Organism: Medioppia subpectinata
Lineage: Eukaryota; Metazoa; Arthropoda; Arachnida; Sarcoptiformes; Oppiidae
Source: the annotation of a GenBank genome assembly
UUAUCUGUUUUAGUGAUCAAAAUAUGCGAUUAGAAAACGCCUUUAAAUGGAGAAUAAAACCGUUAUUUUUGGUGGUCUCGAGGGAGGCGCCUCCAACUCAACGUUGGUCUUAGUGUCAGCCGACGGACACGUUUUGGCAGAAGUGGCGUCAGAACUGUCGACCAAUCAUUGGAUGAUAGGAAUCGAUGAAUGUUUCCGACGAAUCGCUCAAAUGGUGACAAAUGCGCUCAAAAUGGCAUCACUUCCAGAAGAGACACAACUCUCGGCGAUCGGUCUCUGCCUAUCGGGUUGUGAAGACGAAACCGUCAACAAAGAGAUGUCCGACAAAUUCAUACAACAGUAUCCGUCUCUCGCGGACCAGUGUUUUGUCGCUUCAGACACUUUAGGCUCUCUUCUGACGGCAGCGCCGGACGGAGGAGUCGUUUUGAUCGCCGGGACUGGAAGUAAUUGUCUUCUCUUCAAUGGGGAUCAGUCGUCGGUGAAGUGCGGCGGUUGGGGUCACGUGUUGGGAGAUUACGGCUCUGCCUAUUGGAUCGCAAACGAAGCGAUUCGAGCCGUCAUCGAAAGCGAAGAGAACUUCCGGACCAUUCCGUUCAACGUGUCGGCCGUCAGGAGAGCGGUCUUCGAGCACUUCCAAGUGGUGGCGAUUUCGCAACUCCUGUCGCCCGCGUACUCACACUUCGACAAACGACACUUCGCCGCCGUUUGCAAGAGUAUCGCCGAAUUGGCCGUCAAAGACAACGACCCGCUCGCCAAAGACCUCUUCAGUCGCGCCGGACGUGUGCUCGCAGAACACAUCAACGGAGUCCUCCCCAAAGCUGAUCCCUGCCUUCUGAGCCGUUCGGGUGGUCUUCCCGUUGUAUGCGUUGGCUCUGUAUUCAAGUCUUGGAGUCUUCUCUCGAAAGCAUUUUUUGAGACCAUUUCCGAUAAAAUACCAGAAAUAUCUUUCAAACGUCUGGUGAAAAGCAGUGCCUUUGGGGCCGCUCUGAAUGCCGCCAAACAUAGCGGCCAUACAAUCGACUUUGACUUCGAGUCCAAUUCACAACUUUUAGAGCACUUCUCUCGCAGACAAUGA